This is a messenger RNA of Nematostella vectensis (starlet sea anemone), 4524 nucleotides long. RefSeq names its product protein KIBRA. The transcript has 18 exons. Gene Ontology annotation, biological process: regulation of DNA-templated transcription; cell migration; negative regulation of organ growth. Gene Ontology annotation, cellular component: cytoplasm. The record is from RefSeq and is a predicted model, not a curated record. The coding region runs from base 302 to 3778 and encodes 1158 amino acids. Gene Ontology annotation, molecular function: molecular adaptor activity; kinase binding. Lineage: Eukaryota; Metazoa; Cnidaria; Anthozoa; Actiniaria; Edwardsiidae.
AUGCAUCAUAUCAAACAGAGGCGAUCGCAGAGGAAAUAAUUUAGCCAAAUAGAAGACCAAGUGCCAAUUUGAACGAUUGGAUGUAGUGCUCACAUUUUGGAAUUUGUGAAAGUGUUUUCGUGGAGCGUUUACCACGGAAGACAUUUGGAGCUGACUAACUGAGCUGUCCGUUUCUAAUUAUGGGGGAAUGUUAAUGAUUUGGGCAACGAGCAAGUUCAUUUGAGACACGCAGAGCCAGUCGCUCGGUCAAUGGCGAUUCUACUAAGGAUGGGAACUGAAUAGAGCGUUUAUAUGCGGCGUAAUGCCCAAAGAGAAACCCUGCGAAGUCCCUCUGCCUGUUGGAUGGGAAGAGGCGAGGGACACAAGGGAUGGAAGGGUGUAUUACAUCGACCAUUACUCCCACAGAACAACAUGGAUCGAUCCGAGAGAUAGGUUAAUGAAACCACUAUCAUUUUCUGACUGUGUGGGAAAUGAACUACCUCUCGGCUGGGAAGAACUUGAGGAUGCAAGUGGAGGAAAAUAUUAUAUUGACCAUAAUACAGAAACCCAACAGACUGAAGACCCUAGGAUACAAUGGAGACAGCAGCAAGAGGAUAUGCUCAAAGAGUAUCUGUCUUUAGCACAAAGUGAAAUUAAUGAAAAAGAAGAUUUUUUAAAUGUCAAGAAACAGAGAUUGAAUGUAGCUCAAGAAGAGUUUCAGUAUCUUACUUCACAAUUGGAAAAUAUGGAGAAUCAUAAUUUAUCCCCCAAGCACCUCAAACAACCCAGCAGUACAAGCUCAGCAUCGUCGGCAUCUGGGAAAUCCAUAACAUCUAUCACAAGCAAGUAUGACCCAUGCCAGCUGAAGCGGGAGAUCAUCCAAGCUAAGACAAGGGUGGAGCGCCUAAGAUCAGAAAUGGAAAAAGUAUCAGUCGAGGUGCAAGCGAAAAAGGAAGGCUUUAGACAACUGGAGAACGUUGACAAAAGAUUCUCUUCUAGCAUUCCCUGCAACUCAGAGGAGAUGCUAGCAAUGUCUGACGAAAUUCAAUCUGUGCAGAGAAAUCUCGCCCUCAAGGAAAAAGAGAAAGCCGAGCUUAUACAAACACUAGUCAAACUACGGGAAACUUUCAAUACGAAAGGCGAGAUAAGCGAGAGAAAAGAGGAAUCGUUCAACAAGAAAACAAACUCGAGUUCUCAAACAGAUCUCUCAAUAGAUACGCCACCCGACAAACGUGAACUAAAAUUAGAAUACAAGGAAUCAGUGAAAGAGCGCCAAAGAUUGCAAUCUGAAAUUGAUAAAAUCAACGAAAAACUAUCGAAUUGUUCGUCGACCGAGGAAUCCCCAAGGCCGAUAAGUGCGAGUACAAAUACGCUGAUGUUAAUUCAAGAAAAAGAGGCAUUACUGCAGGAACUUAGACGGCUAGGAUCGCUACUCAGAACGGAAGAAGAGAAGCUUCAACUUGAAAAAGAAAGGGACAAACUAGCGGCAGAUUUAGAGUCGGCCCGAGAGCUUUCCCACCGAGUGAUAGCGGACCGAAUGCAACUGCAGGCCGAAAAAUCGAUUCUAACACAGCAGUUGGCGGAGCAAGCCAAGUUGACAAAUCUACUCGAAUCACAGCUAAGAAAUAUGUCGGCAAGCACUCCUUCGCUUUCGUCAUGUUCAUCUAAGGGUUCUCUUUCUACCGAAAGUCGAGGAUCGCUAUCGUCAAGUCGGGGCUCUCUUUCGUCGCUUAACUACACAGACUCUGGUUUUCUGAAUAAUAACGAGCAGCCAAACUUACGAGAGCUUCAUCAGAAAGUAACCGACAUGCUCCACGCCUAUCAACCCGUCCGCACAUGCGCAGUCCCCACGAGUUACGUUUCUACAUCACUAUCGGCGUCACGCAUUCACACGUCCACGAGCUCACCUCAAAUGUCUUUCUCGUCACGUGACUCGCUGUCCGUGUCGUCGUUGUCCCCGCCCAUUUCACCGUCUGCUGUUGAUCACCAGAGUACAUCGCCUGGUGCGAUGCGCGUGACAGUCACGCAAGCCGAGACGACGGCAGGACUUGAGGGUACUGAGAGUGAGAGGGCGCUUGUCACGCAGGCCGACGGGAUUCCUCUUCUUCAACGAAUGCGAUUGAUGUGCGUGGACUCCCGGUCCAGCGAGUCUAUCAACAGCCUGCAACACACGCACCUCGCGCCCAUCAACGAGGGUGGUAUUGCGUCCUUCAACCUCCAGUGUGGAGGGGUGAGCAACACCAGGCCUGUGACGGCUGCAGCAUCGGAUGAAUCUGUCGCGGCGGACAGCGGUGUAUUCGAGGCAUCUCAAGAGAAUCUGAAAGUGUCCCAAAGUAGCAAUGACCUGCGCGCGCACAAAGAGGGAGAGGAAGAUACGAGUUCGCCUGCGCAGAUCAAGAUUGGCUUGAGUUAUGAUACGGAUCUGGAGGCUCUGCUUGUGUCUAUCGAACAAGGCAAGAACCUCAAGGAGCUACAGGGGCGGGAAGCUCCCGAAUGUAUCGCGAUAAACGUGAAGCUGCAGUUGCUGCCAGGGGAUGGGGUCAUCAUGGAGACCAACUUGAGUAACGAUUUGGAUAACCCUACGUACGGCGAACAGUUUCACAUCCCCUUGCCCGAGUCGAAGCUUGUCUGCAAGACACUGCAGGUGCACGUCUGGGCAGUGACCAAGUACAAAACUGAGGAAUUACUGGGUGGAUCCCAGAUCAGCCUCGCAGAGUUUGAUACCCAGUCACCCAUUCGAUUCAGAUGGUACAACCUUCUUAACUACUCUUAUCUUUCGCCUUUGAAAACCUUGAACAAAGGCCAGAUGGCAUCAGCCGUCUCUCCGAAUCUCAUGGGUGUCGCCGUGGAAACGCUUGGAGUGCGCACUUUGGAGUCAAGAAUGAGGCCAAGUUCUUGGUGUUGUGGUGGCUCAACACACAGCCUCGCGUCUACGGGUGGCGAGAGUAGCCCGAGUCAAUCUGCCAGUCAAGAGAUGCUCAACAUUGACCCGCAACAGAUGGUCGGCACUCGACGCUCGCCCGCCCGACACAUGGAGCGAGAACAUUCGCAAGAGGAUAGUGUGGUCAGCGGAGACUCGCUCCAGGACAGGCUCGAGAGCGAUUUUGACAGAUCAGUGAGCAGACCCGCCUUACGAUCACCAUAUCUACCAAUCAGAGGGCUGGAGAGAAAGUACUCGGACCCAGACCCAUUCCAGUCGUUUACAUGCAUGGAAGAAUCACUUAACAAUCACCCGCUACGUUCAAAAGCAUACGAUAUCAACUUGAACCGCAGUAACUCAGACUGCACUGCUCGCAAGACUGACCGCAGCCCCUUUGUCCGCUUAUCCGUGGAGAGGAGCAGUAUGCGGCGCAAGAAGCGACCCGUGUCCUGGCAAGGGGUGCAGCAGUAUCAACAUCUGCAGAUGAUGCAGUCUCUACCAUUCGACAUGUUUCGUUACUCAGACCUGGAGAACGACCAGGACAUCAUGCCUAGACAGAUCAGUGGUGAUAUCGCAAGAUUGCACCGUCUAAAGCAGUGGAUCGAGAAAGCGCUAGCUGAUGGCUCUACCGACGUGCCGAAAUGGCUAGAAGAUAGCGAGGAAUACCGCAGCCUGGUUCGAGAGAUCGAGGGAAGACAAAUGCGACUACCUAGAGUAGCCAGACGCAACCACAAAGCCGCUGACCUAAAACUUGUCCGGGAAAAACGGGCCAGUUUUUCUUCCUCUAAAUCUCCCAAGGUGUCUUCACCUCUAACGCCACAAGGCUCGCCCCAGGUCUCCCCACUAGCGCAGCCUUCCAAGGAGCAGCAUUGGGUCUGAGUCACGUGACAGAUCGGAUAUUUCUAGGGCUGUACAUUGCUUCAUAUUGAAGCCUAUGGGACAAUAUCAAUGAAGUUCAGCAAUGGACUCAAUGGACUAAUUUCAAAGAGGAACACUUAUAUUAAAAUAUAUAUAUAUGAUAUUACGAUUUAUUAAAGUUGACAUUGUUUAAGUUAUCUUAAUGUUUAUCUGAACUUGUUUAGAAGAAAUUACACCUGAAAUUGAUAUCCGUUUAUAGUCUAUCGUUUCGUCAUAGACGCGAUGAAGUAUACUAUAAAAUAUACCCGUUUUUUAGGAUAAAAGAAAAUCUUAAAUUUUAACAGUUAAAAUUGAAUACACAUUCUAUAUCUCAAAGAAGAAAACCCUCAUCAAAGGAAAAAUGUUCGAAACGUUUAUUGUUAGCGAAAGCAUGAUAUUUAGCGCGCGAAUUCUAGUUUGCGCUCUAACGUUCACCACAAUCGUAUGAAAAUACUCAAUAUUAUCUUGACGGUCUAUAGAGGAUAGCCUUUUUGAAUUGCAUGGAGUUUGCACUAUAAGAGAAACAUGACGAAGCAACGUUUGCUGCUCAUAAACACUUGCACAUUUUGCUAAACUACGACGAAAGCAUGGGCUGACAAGGCAUUUUAUGCCUUCUUUUGUAAUGACAGAAGUAAUUUGGACCAACCAGUAAUGAUGGUUUACUAAUUAUAGUAUACCUCUAUUUAUUAUACUGUACUGGAAACUAACAAUAAAUGUACAUUUUCAUA